GAAGAAGUUUUCCUGGAGCAUUCAGAUGACAGUAUUUGCCAUGAUCUUUGGUGCAUUUGUGGCUGCCAGUGCUGACUUGGCAUUCGACCUGGAGGGAUACAUUUUUAUCCUCAUUAACGACGCCUUAACAGCUGCAAACGGUGCCUAUGUGAAACAGAAGCUGGAUUCCAAGGAGCUGGGCAAGUACGGCCUGCUCUACUACAAUGCACUGUUCAUGAUCCUGCCCACCCUGGCCAUUGCCUACGUCACUGGAGAUGCCCACAAGGCGCUGGAGUACCAGGGCUGGGCAGACACGUUCUUCCUCGUGCAGUUCACGCUCUCCUGUGUGAUGGGGUUUAUUUUGAUGUAUUCCACAGUUCUUUGCACUCAGUACAACUCUGCUCUUACAACUACAAUAGUUGGCUGCAUUAAAAAUAUUUUAAUAACCUAUAUUGGGAUGUUUUUUGGAGGAGAUUAUAUUUUUACAUGGAUGAACUUCAUUGGUCUAAAUAUCAGUAUUGCUGGGAGCCUGGUGUACUCCUACAUCACCUUCACCGAGGAGCAGAUGAGCAAGGAGUCGGAUGCCGGCAGCAAGAUGGAUAUCAAAGGGAAGAGCUCGGUGUGAGCAGGGAGAGGCUGUUGGUUUUUUGGGAGCCGACCUCUUCUGCUCGCCUGAUGCGGGCAGAACCGGGAAGGGCCCCGGGGCGCCUGCCGCGAGCCGCGGGGAUGCUCUUGAUUUGCACAGCUGAGAUUGCUGCCUUCACAAAUCCUGGGGAAGAUCCGCCCAGCCUGCGCGGGGAGGGGGAGGAUGAUGAGCCUAAUUAAGCCUGAUCGGGAGGAAUUAACGGGUUUCUAAUCAAGCCGGGAGUUGGCACGGGCAGGGCAGGGCUGGCAGUUCUGCUGCCAGGGGUGUCCCUGGCUGGAUCUGCUCCCCGGGAUCCCUGGAUCCGCCGAUCCCGGCGGGGAGGGAGGCUGGGGCUGGCUCCGUGCCCUCUGGAAUGCGGGAAUGCUCCGGGAAUGCCCGGGGAGCCGCCGUUCCCUGCGAGCUGCUCCCGCUGGAUGAACGUUCACUGCUCUCUGGACUUAAUUUUGAGCUUUGUUUGGUCCAUUUUCCAACUGUUUGGUCCAUAAACCCACUUUCCGAGCUGGGUUUGCCCUCCUGGGUCUAUCAGAGCCCUGCAUCCACCUCUGUCUUUCCGAGGCUCGGUGACAUUCCCAGCAGGAAGGGUUUUCCUGCCCUGCUGAGCUCUGCAGCCUCCCUUGGAUCCAGCCUUGGCUUUGGGAAAGCUGCUGCCUUACUGGGAAGAUCAGCAGGGAGAAGCUGCUGGGAUCACAGGAGAGCCAAGGUUGUCCCACCUGGCACAGCACAUCCAGGGAAUCUGCAAAGGCUGCAGCUCCCACCCCUGGAAGAGGCACAAGGACUUAAAUCUUUUUUUGGCAACUACAGGGCCCCCAUAAUUCUUGUUUGCCAUGGAAUGAAUCACCCUGGGUUUGUGACCCACUGAAAGAAAGGAAUUGUUGAACACUGGGCAGUGUUCAGAGGUUUUUAAAGGUUCUCUUACCCAGCACCUCUUUCCAGGUCUCCUUGGGUUGUCUUUCGGUUUUAAAAGAAUUGUUUUUAAGCUUGGUUAAAAACCUUUUAGUAAAACAAUGUAUUUAGAGAUUUUUGUACCCUAACAGCUUCUCUAGACACUGACAGUGGGGUUUUUUUUAGGAGAUACUUGCUUAAACUGAACUGCUGUUGAGCAAAGCUGAAUUUGUUGGAGUUUACUGGAAGUUUUUGGAUGAGAAGAUGUUCUGUGAGGGUGCAGCUCCAGCCUGGUGUGCUGGGGAAGGUGUGGAGUGAGCCAGCAAUUCCAGAGCCACAAUUCCCCCCUUUUUUUGUGGGAUUUUGAGGUCACUGCAGGGCAGUUGGGGUGUCCUGGAGUAGUCCCUCAGCACAUUCCCCCUCUGAGCACAGUGAAAAAGAAAUCCCUGAUUAUUUUGCCUCCCAAAAUUCCAGUAAAACCUCGGCUUUGUCCAGGGAAGGGAGGGUCACAAACCUUCCUGGAGUGCAGAAGCUCCCCAGUCCCAGCCCAGAUGGGGUUGCUGGUCCCAGUACUGGUCCUUGUUCUCUCCUGGUUUUGUUCUUUCCUGGUUCUGUCCUGGUUCUGUCCUGGUCCCGAUCCUUAUCCUUGUUCUCUCCUGGUCCUUGUUCUCUCCUGGUUUUGUUCUUUCCUGGUUCUGUCCUGGUUCUGUCCUGGUCCCAGUACUGAUCCUUGUUCUCUCCUGGUCCUUGUUCUCUCCUGGUUUUGUUCUCUCCUGGUUCUGUCCUGGUUCUGUCCUGGUCCCAGUACUGAUCCUUGUUCUCUCCUGGUUUUGUUCUCUCCUGGUUCUGUCCUGGUUCCCAGUGCCCAGGUGCUGCUGGGGUUCCUCCCCCCAGCUCCUGCCCCUUGCUGCAGCAUUCCCAAAUCCCAGUUCCCAAUUCCCAAAUCCCUUUUUUCUCCCCUGGGUGCUCCGCUCCGAGGUCACAGCCAGGAGGGUGAUUCUGCCAGAGGGGUUUUUAUGAUUUUCUGUUUGAAUCUACUGGUUAGAUUUGCAGUCCUAACAGAGAAGGAUUUUUAAAGCUUAUUUUGUCCACGCUGGGAUCCUGCUGGAUCCUAAACACUGGGAAAGCCAAGAAUUCCUCUAACAGUAUUUUCUAUGCUAUUAAUUGACUAAAAAAAAAGAAAUAAUGUUUUCUAUAGAGAAUCUAUUUACAAAAUGAGCAUUUUAGUGAUGAAAACAUGAAUGUAUGGCAGGCUGUGGAUGUGAGGAAUGAGAGCAGAAAGGAUUUAUGUGCCUCUGUAUUUUUGUAUUUGCUUCCAAUAAACCAAUGAACCAAA
Messenger RNA from Onychostruthus taczanowskii (white-rumped snowfinch), 2843 nucleotides. RefSeq names its product solute carrier family 35 member D1 (gene SLC35D1). The transcript is spliced from 7 exons. The annotation marks the transcript as partial. The record is from RefSeq and is a predicted model, not a curated record. Lineage: Eukaryota; Metazoa; Chordata; Aves; Passeriformes; Passeridae. Gene Ontology annotation, cellular component: Golgi apparatus. Gene Ontology annotation, molecular function: GDP-fucose transmembrane transporter activity; antiporter activity.